Lathyrus oleraceus (garden pea) is the source of this 825-nucleotide messenger RNA. RefSeq lists its product as uncharacterized. Lineage: Eukaryota; Viridiplantae; Streptophyta; Magnoliopsida; Fabales; Fabaceae. The coding region runs from base 1 to 825 and encodes 274 amino acids. The transcript is spliced from 2 exons. The record is from RefSeq and is a predicted model, not a curated record.
AUGAAUGUUUUCCUCUACUAUCAUAAUCUUUGGGAUCUUAUAAAGAAUGAAGUAACAUCAAUUGGAGAGAAUGUAACGGAUGAACAAAAGACUGCACACAAAGAUUUAAAGAAGAAAGAUUAUAAAGUUAUCUUUGUAAUCCAUCAAUGUGUUGAUCCACACAACUUUGAGAAAAUUGGUGAUGCAGACUCAGCAAAGGAAGCAUGGGACAUCCUAGAGAAAUCGUUUGGAGGUGUUAGAAGUGAAUCAAAUCAAGGUGUGUGGAGAAGUAUUGAGGAUAAGAUCGAUAGUUUCAAAGAUUUAAGGUCAUUAGCUCCAAAAUUCGAUCAUGUGGUAGUAGCCAUAGAAGAAUCGAAAGAUUUUUCAAGCAUGACAAAAGAAGAGCUCCAAGGAACGCUUGAAUCUCAUGAACAAAGAAUGGAUGGAAGAUUUGUAGGGAAAACGAAAGGUGAUGUAGCUUUCCAUGCGAAAUCAUCAAAAGAACAGAAAGACAAAGGAAGAUGGAACAGUAACAGAGGUGUAAAAGGAUACAACAAUUCAAAUGGUAGAGGUAACCAACAAGAAGGAAAUACAAUGAAUCAAAGAAGAACCUUAAACCAAAGAAAUCACAAAGAUGGUGGUGCAGGUAGAGGAAGAGGUGGUGGAAGAAAAUCUGAUAAGAGUCACAUUCAAUGCUACAAUUAUCAAAAGCAUGUUCACUAUGCUAGUGAUUAUCCUGAAAACAAAAGAAACAAUCAAGAAACCGAUGCAAAAAUUGAGAGGCACGGAGAAGAAGAGAUGUUGGUGAUGGUCACAGUGAAAGAUAAAGGAAGAUUCAAGGACUAA